Molecule: messenger RNA, 1021 nt
Organism: Hydra vulgaris (swiftwater hydra)
Lineage: Eukaryota; Metazoa; Cnidaria; Hydrozoa; Anthoathecata; Hydridae
Product: NF-kappa-B inhibitor-interacting Ras-like protein 1
Biological process (GO): Ral protein signal transduction; canonical NF-kappaB signal transduction
Molecular function (GO): GTPase activity; GTPase activating protein binding; GTP binding
Source: RefSeq, a predicted model, not a curated record
ACCCUGAAAAAGUAAUGUACUCAACUUUAGAAGAUUCUUAUGAUGCAUGGAUUGAUGCAGAUAAAGGACAAAAGGAAAGAAUAAGAAUAUAUGAUCUCAAGGGACUGGAUUAUGUCAGUCCUAACUUGCCUUCACAUUAUAUACAGAUAGUUGAUGGUGUUAUGCUGGUGUUUAGCAUAACUUCAAAAAAAAGUUUCACAUUGAUUGAACAACUUAAAAGUGAUAUUGAAAAAGUUAGAGGAAAAGAUUUUCCAAUAGUUAUUGUUGGAAAUAAAGUUGAUCUUUCAGAUUCACGCGAAUGUGAUCAUGCAGUUAUAAAUAAAUGGGCUAACAAAGAGAAAGUAAAACUUUUUGAAGUACUGCCUAUGAAUCGGAAUACAUUACAAGAGCCAAUCACUUUUCUAAUGAAAAAAAUUGCUUCUGGUUACGGGAAAGUUAAACCAGAUGUAAAACUCAUGUUUCGAAGAACUGGCGGUAAAAAUUCGGUCAAAGAUGCUGAUGCUUGAAUCAAUUAUGGUGUUUGGAUGGAUUUGUUAAUGGUACAAAAUUUGCUUUCAAAACUUCAUGAAAUGGUUGCUUUGUUCAUAAAAUAAUGUCCCGUUAAUGCAUAUGUUGUUGACAAAGAAGACUCCAAAUCCAAAUUAAAUUGUUAACUUAAAUGUCUGAAAUAUGACGUUUUUUGUUUUAUUUACUAACAUGGCAAUCUAAAGUUACAAUAGCAAUUUAUUUUUAAAGAAACAUCUUUUUACUGAAAAGCCUAUUUUUAUAGUUAUUAAGUAAAGAAAAAUAACGAUUUUUAUUUAUCUAUUGUUUACUAUUUUUCUAUUAUUUGUUUAAUUUGCGAAAUCAUCAUAUAAUAUAAAAUGUUAUAUUUAUAGCUUUCUACGUCAUUGUGUAGGUCGAGUUCGCUUUAUUAUGAGUGCGUUUGUUUCUUUAUCACUUUGAAUUAAAAGUCGUAUUCAAUUGUUUCUAACAUUUUUCGUUUAUUGAAAUUUUGAAAAAAAUAGUUCUAAAACGUAAA